AACCCCAUCAUGAUUGCCCUAAGAUUUGAUUCCUCUUUUUCCUUCGGGAUCGGACCUAUUUCGGAACUAUGUCGGAACUGUCUGCUUCGGAGAUGCUGGGAUUGGACGGGGGCGUGCGAAGCGAGGCCCUAUAAAGAGGACAUCAAAGCUCUAGGGACGUCCUCCAUCUGCUGACCCACCUUGAUCUCGUCCUACCACUUCGCCUCCUGCAAAUCUCACGACCAUGUCACAAGCGCAGAAGAACCUGUCCGAACUUCCAUAUCGACUUUCUGACGUGGAAUCGGGAGGAAAAUCCCCAUCGCAAGGAGCAGAUGGUAGCCGGCCUGCCGUUUUUCGGAAUGGGCUCCACGAAGCACAAUUCAUUGCUUGCAUCGCCGCAUCCCAACUCCUUACAGUAGGGGCGCUGGGGAACACGACCUUUACACUGAACCAGAUCGCUGCUGGAGUCGGCACAUCUGAUGUUGCUUCUCUCGCCUGGUUCAUGGCCGCAUUCUCACUGACAGGAGGAGCACUGGUCUUGAUCGCCGGCCGGAUCGGUGACAUGCUCGGCCACAAGCAGGUGUACAUCGCUGGCUGGCUAUGGAUGGCAUUAUGGACAUUCAUUUGCGGCGCGUCCAAGUCUGAAAGCAUGUUCAUCACAUCGCGUGCAAUGGCGGGCAUCGGAGCGGCCGCUUUGGGUCCAAGUUCAAUGGCCCUCCUCGGGAUCACGUACGGCAUCUCGCCGCGCAAGAACAUUGCCUUUGCAAUUCUGGGUUUCCUUGCGCCGUGUGGAUACCUCUUCGGCGGCGUUGUUGGCGCCAUCUUCGCAACGUACACCACCUGGAGGUGGACCUUCUAUGUAUGGGGGUUCAUGUGCCUCGCGGUCGCCGGAUCUACAUUUUUCAACGUUCCAGCCGAGUCGAGCCGGGGAGACCCGUCGGAUAGAGAUUUCGACUGGGCCGGCGCGAUCCUCGGCCUCACUUGCCUCAUCUUGAUCUCUUAUGCUAUCAAUGACGCACCCGCAAAAGGUUGGGACACGCCGUAUAUUUACAUUCUUCUCAUCAUGGGCGUCCUAUCGGGUGCGCUCUUUGUGUACGCGGAAAGCAAGGCGUCGAAGCCGAUCUUGCCUAUGAAGAUCUGGAAGGCAUCGGGUUUCACUCCCAUCAUCAUCUGCAUGUGCUUCGGCUGGGCUAGUUUCAGUAUCUUUCUCUGGUACACUACAACUUUUUUGCUCAACUUUCGCAAUCUGACGCCGCUGACCGUUGCAGCCGAGCUUGUGCCACUUAUGAUUGGUGGGGCCGUCGCUACUUUCUGCGUUGGUGCAUUUCUGCCUCGCGUCCCGGCCCAAUAUGUAUUUGGGGUAUCGAUGACCGCCUUUUUCAUCGGGUGCUUCGGGAUGAUCUUCGUUCCUAUUGAACAGUCUUACUGGGCAGCCGUCUUCAUCUUGCUAUGCCUUGUUGUCUUCGGCCCGGAUCUCAGUUUUGCUAGCGCUUCGAUUAUGGCUUCGAACGCUGUUGCACCGGAACUUCAAGGAGUUGCAGGGAGCAUGGUUUCAACCGCCGUUUUGUACUCGCUAAGCAUCGGAGUUGGACUGGCGGCAACAGUGGAAGUUCAAGUUGGCGACUAUCACGGGCCUAAUCCCGAUCGACUCCGGGGAUACCGAGGCGCUUUCAUUCUCGGAGCGGCCCUGGCAGCCGUUGCCAUGCUUGUCGCCGUCUUUUUUGUGCGCGAUACUCGAUUUAAGCGCUGAUGUCUUUUAGAUCAUAGAAUGUCGCCGUCUUUUUUGUGCGCGAUACUCGAUUUAAGCGCUGAUGUCUUUUAGAUCAUAGAAUGUAGACAUCUAUACGCCCAUGCGCAAGUGAUGGCCAUGGACACCUUGAC
Messenger RNA from Fimicolochytrium jonesii, 1860 nucleotides. Its product is annotated as major facilitator superfamily domain-containing protein. NCBI's taxonomy places the organism in Eukaryota, Fungi, Chytridiomycota, Chytridiomycetes, Spizellomycetales, Powellomycetaceae. Gene Ontology annotation, biological process: transmembrane transport. Gene Ontology annotation, cellular component: membrane. Gene Ontology annotation, molecular function: transmembrane transporter activity. The record is from RefSeq and is a predicted model, not a curated record. The transcript is spliced from 5 exons. The coding region runs from base 224 to 1729 and encodes 501 amino acids.